AUGCUUGAUGCUCUGACGAUUCGAGACAAAUAUGGAGGCCGGCUUCCACCUGCAGUACCACUUAAGGAUCGCCAAUGGCCGGGCAGAAGCAUGACGAAGUGCCCUCAAUUCUUAUCCCACGAUCUGCGCGACGGCAAUCAAGCUUCGCCCAUCCCAAUGACUUUCAACCAGAAAGUAGUUAUGUUCAAGCAAAUUGUUUCAAUGGGAUUUAAGGAGAUUGAGCUGGCCUACACUGGCGCUUCCCAAGCCGACCACGAUUUUGUUCGCUAUGUUAUUGAGACGCCCAGUCUCGUACCAGACGACGUGUGCGUUCAGGUGUGCGCCCCCUGCCGGAAGGACGCCCUUCUGCAAGCUGUCAAAAGUCUGCACGGCGCAAAAAAGGCCAACGUAUUCACCUAUAUCGGAUGCAGCGACUACCUGCGUGAAGUAGUACUCAGAAUGACCGAAGACGAAUGGGUUGAACGAGCGCGAUCUUGUGCCGCUUACGUACGGUCUCUCGUCAAAGAUGGUGGACCUUACGCGGAGGGCACAGAAUGGACUUUCAGUUUUGGCUUCGAGGACUUUUCAAAUGCCCGAGUUGAACCAGUCGUGAGGUGCGCUGAAGCUGUUAAAUCCGCAUGGAAACCAACGGUUGAUGACAAAAUGGUCCUUGGGGUCGCUGCAAGCGUUGAGAUUUCACCGCCUAAUAUCUUCGCUGACCGAGUCGAAUAUCUCUUGAAACAACUUACAAAUCGCGAGACAUUUCGUUUUGGAGUACACCCGCACAACGAUAGAGGAUGCGCUGUUGCAGCUGCCGAGUUGGCCUGUUUGGCUGGGGCUGACCGUGUUGAUGGCUGUCUCUUUGGCCACGGAGAGCGUGGAGGCAAUGUCGAUAUGAUCAUAGUUGCUGCCAACGCAAUGACUAUGGGACUUGAUCCGGGUCUCGAUAUGAAUCGUCUCGACGAAGUGGCCAAAACUUUUGCCGACAUCACAGGCAUCCCCGUUCACCCGCGCACUCCCUAUUCGGGUGACUUCUAUUUCCGAGCAUUCAGCGGACUUCACCAGGACGCUAUUCUCAAGGGCCUUCGAGCGCGCAAAAAUGCGGCGGCAAACGAAGUCUGGCGGGUGCCAUAUCUGCCUCUUGAUCCGAGCGAUUUAAAUCGAGAUAUGCAAGAUUGCGUGGUUGGUAUAACCAGUCAAAGUGGCAAAUCGGGUAUUGCCUGGAUUUUGGGUCAAUAUUUCGGACUCAACCAAAUUCCCGUCGAAGUGUUGCGCAGUUUUCAAAGUGUCGUGCAAAAACUUACCGAACGGGCCGAGGAAGAGCGCCACAGUAUCAGCAAUUACGAUAUUUGCCAGGCCUUUUGCAAAGUAUACCAUAUCGAGAUGCCGGGUCAAAACGUCCAGCCUGCGUUCUUGGUAGGGACGAACAGUUCAGAAGUAUUAAGAUUGGAUGACAUUUUGUCAAAUUGUAACACAAGUGACACAGCCGAAACAUGUGCAGUUUUGGCAAGUGUCCUAAAGCUCCCUAAGCAAAUCGAAAUUUCCGUACAACAUGAAAAUCUGGAUGAGUCGCCGAACCAGCUCCUGCCAGGUAGCGUGGGGGCAUACGCAAAGCUCACUGACGCCAACGGGGCUGUAGAAUGGGGAGUUGGCAUCGGGGGAGGGAAGACUGAAGCGUUGAUUCGAGCUGUCAUCUCAGCAGCCAUCGCUCAUGGACACCUGCGCCUUUGGGAGCCCGAAGCCCGUGAGAGUAAGAUGAGCGGUAGACAUAUCGGCCAUCUUCCCGCCGCGCCGCGCCUCCAUGGAAUGAAAGCUGUGGAAACGAUCUAG
Molecule: messenger RNA, 1809 nt
Organism: Colletotrichum truncatum
Lineage: Eukaryota; Fungi; Ascomycota; Sordariomycetes; Glomerellales; Glomerellaceae
Product: 2-isopropylmalate synthase
Biological process (GO): L-leucine biosynthetic process
Cellular component (GO): mitochondrion
Molecular function (GO): 2-isopropylmalate synthase activity
Source: RefSeq, a predicted model, not a curated record